CUGAGAAGAUCUUUCCCAUAAACGAACUGCAAAAUGACGUGACUUCGUAGGUGUAAAUUACAUUUCGUUCGAAACGACAGGUAUGGAAGAACCGUUCAUCAAAGGAACACUGUUUCAAAGAGUAUUCGUUUUGUUUUCGUCUGUAAUUUUUGUCGUUGAACAUUCUUCAGCCAAAAAUAUCGACAUCGACUUGAAUUUGGCACCAGAAUGGAAACGAGAAAUUACUCAGAGAGCGUCGGAUUACGGUAAAAAUUUAUUCGUUGAGAAGAUCAAGUUCUGUUACCUAUGUUAAAUUUAAUAUCAAUCGAUAUCACAAUCUUUCCCUGCUCUUUGUAUCUUGGCAGAGAACAACUUGAACUGACGCUAACGAGGCAUUGGUGCUCUUGUUAAAAGCUUAAAGCAAUGUGCUGUGAAAUUUGUUUACCAAUUUAUAUUUAAUUUUAUACAGUCUACAUCACUGAUCGUUCUCUCUCGAAUGAAUGAAUCAUCGCUCUGCACAAACGACGGGAAAGGUUCCAGAUCUUAAUAAGCCUCGACAGCUAACCGCUCCGUUGGAAAUAGGCCAUCAAUAGGGCCUCAUAUACUCACCGUUAUCUUAAGGAAAAUGUCAGUGAUAUUUUUUUUAUUUGUUAAGUACACCAUAGGGUGCCAAUUUGCACUUCGGCUGGUGGUUAAUAGAGGUCACCUUGAUUAGCGUUUCACUUCUGAGGACUUGUGGUUUGCAGGUUCCAUAAUUUUUUGGAUAGGUUGAAAGCUUAAAAAAGCAGAUCAAUUUACGUGUAAAACGAAUCAAAUGAUUUUCCAUCAACUUAUAGAAGCUAUACAUACUGUUAAUUAGGCUAGAAUGUUUCGGUUAUGUCAUUUGGAGGUGAUGAUACCAAACUUUGUCAGCUGGUGAAUGUGAUUAAAAAUCAUAUCCCCUCUCUAUCCUAUCAUUUAAUCUAAUUUUAAGCUGGUAGAUUUGUGAAAAAAUGGUAUGUGGUUAAAGUUGGAUCGUGUUUGCUUUGUAAUUUUUCACCAUUCAUCUUCACAUUUCUGUAACUGUAACUCAAAUUUGGGGAGCAGAGAUAGUGCAGAUCUCCUGCUGCUGUAUCCAGAUGUUUAUUAGUGGACCCUGUGUCACAAACGAGUCCAGUUAAUUCAAUUUAUAAUUUUAACUUUUUUGCUUUUUAUAUUACAGAUCUCUUCAAAAUUUGUAUUUGCAUAACUUUUUAGGCUGAUUUCCAAUGGUUUUUUCUCAACUUUACAGUGGACCACAUCAUCCUUCCAUUCAUUUCUAAAGAACUCAAUGACUUAUCAGUUCCCAAUCUUUCUGGAACCAUCAAAACUCCAUUAGGAAAUGUGCAGUAUGAUCUCAACCAGUAAGUUCUUUUUUAAAACAUCUCAAGAUAUCAACCUGGAUAUGGAGAUUUGUUUGAUUUUUCCUAGACUGUAUGCAUAACUGUAUCAACUUUUAUCAAUAUUUUAACCAGAUGAGUGAAUUGUUUGAAUCAUAGUUUCAAAUUAGUCCAGUCUUAUACUAUACAAUUUGAUGUAUAUUUUUAGGAUCAAGUUGUCCAAUGUAGUGAUUAAGAAGACCAAUGUUUCACUAUUAGCUGAUCAUGGGUUACGGAUUUCUGCUAAUGAAGCCUCAGGAAAUAUGGCAGCUAAUUGGCACUACAAAGAGAACUCUUGGUUUGUUGUCUGUCAAUAUGUUUCUUAAGUUGUUUUGAGGGAGAACAAAUGAAAGGAAAAAAAUUAAAUUAAAAAAAUAAUGUGAUUUAAAUCAAAAUUGCAUUGUCUACAUUUUAGGGGCAAGGAGGUUGAGAGCAUUGUUUUAUUAUUACUAGUUGUAACCUUCAGUUGAUGAUUUUCUUCUGGAAAAUGGAUAUUUUGCAUGAGUCUUGUGGUAUAUUGGACUAAGUCAGCUCUGCUCUGGUUAUAAAGUCAAUCCGGUGAUUUGGCAUACAGAAGUGAGGGGUCUCUUAAGAAGAAAGCCCCCCCACUGCCUAAGCUCUGAUAUUCAUACUACUGCUGGGCACCUGCUGAACCUUAUUGUGUGGCCAGACAGUCCUCUAGACUAGAAUUGCCUUCUGCUUUGUUGAGGAUUGGUAAAAAGUACUGUCUGUGUGUGCAUGGGUAUUUCUUAGUAAGACUGAAGGAGUCUAUACUGCUGAACUCAGCUCUCCUCUAGGAAAACCCUGAUCAGUUGGCCAAUUAUUUUACAUUAGUUACUGUCUAUCGUGCUACAGAUACAAUUUUACUAUCAGUUCCAAAAUCUAAGAUUUAAGAGAUUGUGAGUAUAUUAAUUUUUUGAAUUGUUUUUGUUGAUAAGGCCUCACAUCUCUGAUUCAGGAUCAUGUGACCUAUCAAUCAAAGACCUGUCACUUGGAAUGGCUUUCUAUGUUGAUGGUUAGUACAAGCCUGCAAGUGAGAUCCUAUUUCAUGAAAUGCAUACUUUUUAAUCCUAAUUGGAGGCUUUGUGAUUUUUAAAAUUUACAAGAUUUCCUAAACAUUUCUCCAAGUAUCCUGUUAUGGAUCACCUUUGUACAGAUUCACCAAACUCUGUAACAACCAGUGACUAACUUUAUAUUCUAAAUAUUUUAUUAUGUCUGGCAUUGAAGGUAACUUGGGAGAGAAGAAGGGAAAAGUCAGUGCAAAAGACUGUACCAUGAAAAUUGGCUCUGUGCAUAUCAAGUUCAAAGGAGGUGCAAGGUAAUGAUUUAUAUUGCAACUGCAUACAUCAUAGUCGAAGAAACAACAGUUAUAAUGAUGGUCUAAAGCUUUGCCACUCCACCUUCCAUAGCAGGAAGCAACUAAUUUUGCUGAUUUCUUCCAGAUUCAAAUCCUACCUGUGUAGAUAACACUUUUUUGGAAGGAUAUUUCCAGGAAUAGGGCCAAAAUAUGCAAAAUCCAGUUUUUGACUCAAUUUGAGUAGAAUAAUAUAGGGUUUUCAUAUUAUAUCUUGGUGAAGAGGUUGGUUUCACUUCCAGAAGAGACCAAAGAGGUAAUUUCUCUACAUAAUAACAAUAUACUUUCAAGUUCAGAUGACAACUAGGAACAAACCAUGAUUAAUAUUGAUUUAAUACUAGAUUUGCAGAACUAAAAUCAUAAGCAAUGUAUGGGAAAAAGUGGAAAGAGUAAAUUCUCAAGUAGUGCUAGAUCUUGAGUGUGAAAUACUUAAUUCAACAUUCUCCUUCCACAAGCUGGUUGUAAUUUUUAUGUAAUUUUGUUUAUUUCUUCACAAGCUGGUUGUAUAAUUUGUUUGCUGAUGGCUUGGCAUCAAGCCUUAAAGACCAACUCUCCGCUCAGGUAAAAGUCACUGGUAAUAACAUUUAAAUUUAUUCAUAACUGUGAAGUGAUUUUUCAUAACUUUUAAUUUGUUCAACCCAAUUAUGUGCCAAUUAAAACACUAACAAGUACUGUAUUUUAGCACAAGAGCUCACACAUUUUUCUGAGUACUGAUCCCAUCAUUCUUUCUCAACUUUUUUCAAGCCAACAUGACUGUUUUCUGGAAUGAAGGUUUUGAGUCAAAUCACAUGGCUUGUUGAGCAAUGAUAGCAGUUGUUGUGAGAGUGCCACAAAGUUGAUAUUAUCUGACUACACUAGUAAAACAUUUUAACAGAUGAUAAUCCAACAUGUACAUAUAAAGCUAAUCCAUUCUCCAUCCUUCAGAGUUUCACAGUUUGAUGAUGAAUGAUUUCCAUAUUUUUUUUCCAAAAAUACAAAACUUGUUUGUAUCGAGUACACACUGAUUGACUACCAGUUGUUAGUAAAAUUAACAUCAAUUUCCAUAUUUUCUCACUUUUAAUUGUAGAUCUGUAAGACUGCUAUCAGCCUGAUUAGCUCCAAAGCUACUCAAGCCUUAGACAAUUUUCCUUCAAUUAUGAGGAAGUUUCAUGGAGUACAAGACUGAAUGGAAGGAGUUGAGAGAAAAUCCUAGCCCAGCUUUAUUUUCCAAAGUGCUUUCAUUGUUACUUGUGAAAAAAAACAUAAAUACAGGGCUGUAGGCAAUGUCCAUAGAUUAUCCAUGAAAUUGGUAAUGACUUAAACUUAUCAGGUAGAAGUUGCCAUCUUGAUCUAACACCACAUUCUUGUAACUAUAUACAAGGAAAUGUGUGGCAGAAGGAGGGAUCAAUUAAAGAUCAGAUCUUGGGACAUUGUACCACCAGGUCAGCAGAAAAUGCUGGUAAUCAAAUCACUGUUUAGUCACC
Molecule: messenger RNA, 4193 nt
Organism: Pocillopora meandrina
Lineage: Eukaryota; Metazoa; Cnidaria; Anthozoa; Scleractinia; Pocilloporidae
Source: the annotation of a GenBank genome assembly